Didymodactylos carnosus is the source of this 708-nucleotide messenger RNA. Lineage: Eukaryota; Metazoa; Rotifera; Eurotatoria; Philodinida; Philodinidae. The record is from the annotation of a GenBank genome assembly.
AUGAUCAACUUCUUGAAAUAUACGUUCGCAAUUGUGUUACUUGGCUACUAUUGUGAUGGUACAUUAGCAGUCGUUGAUGAUCAACCUGAUAGUACUCCACCUGAACGUUAUACAAUUACACACGAAGCCGUAUUUGAUAUUGUUGUACGAGAAAAUGCAGAAAGCACGGAAAUUUUACAGAGUGGUCAGAUUAUAAUCGGAUUAUUUGGAGAUAUUGUUCCUAUGACGGUUUUAAAUUUUGUUAGUAUCACAAAUGGACUUUAUCGUAGUCAGACAAACUUUACAUACAAAAAUGUACCGUUUCAUCGAGUUGUUCGAGAUUUUUGUAUACAAACAGGUGACUUUAUUAAUAGAGAUGGAACGGGAAGUAUGAGUAUAUACGGUAAAAAAUUUGUUGAUGAAAAUUUUCGUCUUUCUCAUAUGUCCGAAGGCUGGGUAUCAAUGGCCAAUUAUGGAAAAGACACCAACGGUUCUCAAUGGUUUAUUACAUUAGUACCUGCGCGAUGGUUAGAUGGACACCAUGUCGUGUUUGGACGUAUUCUUCAAGGAAUGAAAUUUAUUCAUGAACUAGGUGAAAUUCCAACAUUUAAAGAAACAGCAAUGCCAAAAAAUUACAUUGAAAUUACAAAUUGUUCAGCCAAAGAUGUACAACGAUACGAUUUAACCAAAGACGAUCUGAUAGCAAAUCAAGACAUAAUUGUGGCAUAA